This is a messenger RNA of Mobula hypostoma (lesser devil ray), 1934 nucleotides long. It is a transcript of the gene mrto4, whose product is annotated as MRT4 homolog, ribosome maturation factor. Gene Ontology annotation, biological process: ribosomal large subunit biogenesis; rRNA processing; ribosomal large subunit assembly. NCBI's taxonomy places the organism in Eukaryota, Metazoa, Chordata, Chondrichthyes, Myliobatiformes, Myliobatidae. The transcript has 8 exons. Gene Ontology annotation, molecular function: RNA binding. Gene Ontology annotation, cellular component: nucleolus; preribosome, large subunit precursor. The record is from RefSeq and is a predicted model, not a curated record. Bases 417 to 1121 code for a protein of 234 amino acids.
CAGAACGUGCCGGAAUUCGAGACCUCCGGUUUCCCACAGAGCAAAGGGAGUCGAGUCGAGUCUGGAAUCUCAAUGUGAGUUGAGCUGAUCCUCGGCCCGAUCUUAAAUAAGGCCGCACGGUUCCAAAUUCCGGCUUGGGAAAUAUUUGUAUUAGUUAGAUGAAUUGACAAACAUGCGUCGCUUUGUUUCAAGACCCAACUUUUAACGGCUUCAGUGCUGGACAGUCGACACGAGUAAGCCUCGGGGUGAGGUAACCUGAUUCAGCGGUAGGGUCGGUCGGUCGGCCGGUGUGCCGGAGAGUGACAGCACCACGCAACUCGAGUAACCACCGGGCCAGUACACCCGGCCUCCGGGGCAGCGACAGCCCCGAUCCGAUCUGUGCACCUCGCCGUUGAAGCAGGAACAGCGCCGCCACCAUGCCGCGAUCCCGGCGUGACAAACGAGUUUCUUUGACUAAAACAACGAAGAAAGGAUUACAGAUCAAACAAAGCUUAAUCGAGGAGUUGCGAAAAUGUGUGGACAUCUACACAAAUCUCUUUGUCUUUUCCAUCGAGAACAUGAGAAAUAACAAAUUGAAGGACAUGCGGUGUGCCUGGAAACACAGCCGGUUCUUCUUUGGUAAAAAUAAAGUGAUGAUGGUGGCUCUGGGAAAAGGACCGGCAGAUGAAUACAAGGAUGGUUUGCACAAGGUCAGUGAACAUUUGCAAGGUGAAGUUGGUCUCCUGUUCACCAACCGCACAAAGGCAGAGGUGAUUGAGUGGUUUGAUCAGUACACAGAGUCUGAUUUUGCACGGUCCGGGAACAAAGCUACAAUGGCCGUUACACUCGAUGCUGGGCCGUUGCCACAGUUCACACACUCCAUGGAGCCACAGCUGCGGCAACUCGGGUUACCAACCGCACUGAAGAAAGGUGUCGUGACACUGUUGAGUGAUUACGAAGUAUGUAAAGAGGGAGCCACUCUGACAGCUGAACAGGCGCGCCUUCUGAAACUAUUUGGUAUUGAGAUGGCCACCUUCAAAGUGACAAUGAACUGUCUAUGGAACUCUGAAACUGGUGAAUUUGAAAAACUGGGAGCCAUUGAUGUUGGAAAAAGCAAAGAUAUGGCAGUGACGGAUGACUAGCAAGGAGUUCGAGGGCUUUGUCCUGUGCUUGACAUCUGUGUGAAACUGACUAAGCAAUGGAUUGAAUGAGAGGUGAAUUGUUACAUUUGCAGAAACCAACUUCAGUGCAGCUUUUUAAAUAAAUGUGUGAACCAUGAUGGCCCUUUAGUCAAGUCUCACCAAGUGGUGAAUUGACUCUUAUACCAACAUCCAGGGAAAUGCAACAUUAAUAAAAACAUGUCAGUAAUUAAAGGAAAACCCUUUGAUGCAACAGAGGACUUUGCACCUCAUGGUUUUGAAAUGCAGUCACAGUUGUAAGAGGUGGCUAAUAUGGACAAUGAGAUACCGAGAUGGGGAAGCAAAAUGCAGACUUAUCUUUAAAUGCUAUCAGUCAGAACCCCUGGAUUUUUUAAUAUCUGUUUGUAACAGUGGACCACCAGAUAGCUCCUGUAACAGUACAAUGCUCCAGGUACAAAAGCAAAGUGCCGUUUUGGUAUAAAAAAAAAUAAAGCCAGUUAUGAUGGUGCAUAAAUUCUGAACCCUUGAAUUUCUGAAAUGAUUAAGCUAUGGUUUAGCCAUUUUCUAUUAUGUGCAUAUGACAUGCACUAUUUGUCAUUAACAAUUGAGAUCCCAUGUAAAUGUAAGUAGCAAUUAUGCAGUUUACCUGACCAGCCUUCAACAGUGUUUGAGAUGCUGUUAGGAAAGUAGUAGUAUAUUGUGGCUGAACUUUUAAUCUGAACAAUCUAUGGCUGUUAAAAAAUUGAUACUCAAUACAUCUGCGUAUGGAUCCCCAAAAUAAGAAAUUAAGCAAUUACAUUAAAUGCACAAAGUGAA